This is a messenger RNA of Menidia menidia (Atlantic silverside), 831 nucleotides long. The record is from the annotation of a GenBank genome assembly. NCBI's taxonomy places the organism in Eukaryota, Metazoa, Chordata, Actinopteri, Atheriniformes, Atherinopsidae.
CUGUGUUUCUGUCUCUGUGCAGGGCAUCGUCAAAAGCUCGAGGACCCACCCAAAACGAGCCUGUUCUCAGAUCGCCUUAGUGAGCUCGAGAGGAUGAGGGUGAGGGUCACAGUUCCCACUCAAGCCCCCCGGCCAACUCUCAACACAGUGGCCAACUCCUUCAACCCACAGGGUCAGUCACAGAUCACAGACCCUCGUCAGCCCCAGUCCUCUCCUCCCUGGUCUUACGAACAGACGUAUCCGUCCUACCUGAGUCCCAUGGCGUCCCCCUCAGUCCACUCCACCACCCCCCUGUCCUCCAGCCGAGGCACGGGCCUGCCUGCCAUCAGUGACGUGCCUCGACGAUUGCCAGGCUCGUCUGACCUGAGCCCCUUCCCUGGCCAGUUUGAGCGCCAGUUCUCCAGCCUGUCCUCGCUCACCGAGAGCCGCUUCUCCAACCCCCGCAUGCACUACCCGGCCACCUUCACCUACACCCCUCCGGUCACCUCGGCCAUGUCGCUGGGCAGCGCUCACUACCACACCUACCUUCCCCCUCCGUACCCGGGCUCCACCCAGAGCCAGAGCGGACCCUUCCAGACCAGCAGCACGCCCUAUCUCUACUACGGCGCCUCCUCCAACUCCUACCAGUUCUCCAUGGUUCCCGGUGGGGACCGCUCGCCGUCCCGGAUGAUCCCGCCUUGCACUAGUGCCUCCACAGGCACCUCCCUGGUGAACCCUAACCUACCCAGCCAGACAGAGGGAGGGGUGGAUGGUGAUGGGAGCCACAGUAAUUCCCCUACUGUUCUCAACCCCGGAGGCCGCAUGGAUGAAGCCGUCUGGAGGCCGUAUUAA